Molecule: messenger RNA, 2112 nt
Organism: Acanthoscelides obtectus
Lineage: Eukaryota; Metazoa; Arthropoda; Insecta; Coleoptera; Chrysomelidae
Source: the annotation of a GenBank genome assembly
GUGACGUACACGAAACACUUCAGUUUUGUUUUUGUUUUCCUCUUAUCCUGACUGCCUUGUUUUCGGCCAAAGUUCAAUUUAUAGUGACUGUUCGAUUAAUGCAGGCUUAACAGAGAUCAGACAUUCAAAUUAGAUUUCAAAAAUGGCCAGGGUCCUUGUGGGAGUCAAAAGAGUUAUAGAUUAUGCUGUAAAGGUAAGAAUCAACUCUAUUUUCUAUCUGUCAUACGAUUUGGAGCCCUUAAGAAAAAGUAUACGACACAUCUUCAAUCCCAGGAGCAAAGGUUAAAGGUAUCAAUUUUCAUGGUCAAUCAAACUAACAUAGCUUUAAUACAUGAUUGAAGAAUAGACAUAUUUUUGCGAAGUUCCCCUGUUACCACAUUUUCUUGUUGUCUGACAGAUUACCACAUUUUCUUGUUGUCUGACAGAUUACCAGGAUGCAAUCAAUGACGUUUAUCUACCUCUUUUCAUGAAGUUACAAUAUGCCUCUCUCCAUUCAUUCAAUGGACGCUGAUAAAAUGAGAAGUAUCUCGAGAAAACUAACUGCCCAAACGAUGCUUUCAAAAUUUGAAUGAAUUAUAGAAAAAUAGUUUGUAAAUGAGGCAAAGCUUCCAGAGAAGUACAAAAUAAUUCAUUGUAUUACAUUCCUGUCUUUAACUGCUGUAUAAUAUUUCCCCAUCUUUUGGCCCCAAAAGCAGUUUGCAUAGGUGGCUAGAUGCAAAUAGGUCCAAAUUCAAUAAUUUAAUUUCGUAUCUUUGUACCUUAAUAAGGAGUUUAAUGUAAUUGGGUUGUCAGGAACAAAUGUCAACUUGACGAUCCCAGGAUAUUAAAUGUGUUGCAAUGAAAGCUGAAUCAAUAAGUGUGAAGGCUUUAUAUUCUACAUAUUUUUUUUUUUUUAGUGCUGAAAUGAAAAAUGUUGACAAUUGCAAUUUCUUAUAGGCUGUGUUAAAAAUAAUGUCAAUAUUGGUAUAACAUUGUUUUUAAUAAGUUAAAUUUUGUAUCUAGUCCAGUAACAUUUCCUCCACAAUCAAAAUGAAAGUUAUAUCGAAAUUUUUUGUGGAAAUAUAAAUUCAGAUCUCCCAAGUUAAAAAUGUGAUUUUGUUAAUAGAUAUAUUAGUCUAUCGUAUUCAAUAGAUGUUUGUGUCAUAACCUCAAAAUAGAGCGCUGACAGGGAACAGUAGAAAACUAAGAACAUCAAGGAAGUCAUAAAGGCGUCCUACAAUUGUAGGAGCGACUGACGAAGACAGAAGUAGUUUCUCAGUUCACUUUCCUGCCCUCGUAAAUGUAAUCGCGACAUCAACCAAUCGCAUUUCAGAUCCGAAUAAAGCCCGACAAAAAAGGCGUAUUAACCGAUGGCGUGAAACAUUCGAUGAACCCUUUCGACGAGAUCGCCGUCGAAGAGGCGGUCAGGAUGAAAGAAAAGAAGAUCGCGUCCGAGAUCAUCGCGGUGUCAUGCGGACCUGCGCAGGCGCAGGAUGUCAUCAGGACCGCUUUGGCCAUGGGCGUCGACAAGGGGAUCCAUGUGGACAUACCUGCUAAAGAGUUUGAAACAUUGCAGCCCCUGCAUGUGAGCAAAAUGCUGGCAAAGAUCGCGCAGGAUGAGAAGGUGGAUAUCGUCAUUCUGGGGAAACAGGCUAUUGAUGAUGAUUGCAACCAAACAGCUCAAAUGACGGCAGCUGUUUUAGACUGGCCUCAGGCAACAAAUGCGUCCAAAAUUGAAAAAGGAGACAAAGAUGUUACAGUAACAAGAGAAAUUGAUGGUGGUCUGGAAGUGAUCAAGUGCAAACUACCUGUUGUUAUCAGUGCAGAUCUUCGUUUGAAUGAACCUCGUUAUGCUACACUUCCAAAUAUUAUGGUUAGUAUUGUUUAUAUUUUUACAUACAUAUUGCGUAAAAAAUACAACCUGGCACUCAUUGCUAACCAUUUGUGUGUCAGUAAGGCACGAUUAGGAUUUUUUUGCUGUACAAAAUGUCAUUAGGAGGUGGAGCCGUCAAGAAUGAUUUAUAUCAUAUUCUUCUAAACAGUCUAAUAGUUAGACUGGAUCACACGGGCUUGACACUAGACAUACGUGAAUCAUCUAUUUUUAAUUUUUUAUGUAGAAAGCCAAGAAAAAAC